Messenger RNA from Pomacea canaliculata, 2170 nucleotides. RefSeq names its product bifunctional arginine demethylase and lysyl-hydroxylase PSR-like. Gene Ontology annotation, molecular function: sequence-specific DNA binding; protein binding; histone H4R3 demethylase activity. The record is from RefSeq and is a predicted model, not a curated record. Gene Ontology annotation, cellular component: cytoplasm; nucleus. Lineage: Eukaryota; Metazoa; Mollusca; Gastropoda; Architaenioglossa; Ampullariidae. Gene Ontology annotation, biological process: negative regulation of gene expression; protein hydroxylation; positive regulation of translational termination.
AAUGAAAAUGGCCUUACAAAUCAAUUUGGUAAAUUGCAGACGAUUUUUAUUCCAAGCCGUUGCUAUUUUAGGAAAGCUGAAAUGAUCGAACAAUCGGUUCCAGUUCUUCGUUGGUAAAAAUGUGACCAGUUUAAUUACUAAAUUAUUUUAUGGUUUUGAGAGGACACAUAACUUUCAUUUUCAAAAAUCUGAUUACGUUUUUUUAUGGAAUUGAUACUUUAAGAUGGGAGAAGAACAAGUAGAAAUGAUAACAGAAUGGCCUGUGUUCUCGGACCACCAAAGGAAAGCUGCAAGUCCUUUUAGACAGUCAUCUGCAGACAGCGUCAGUUGGGACAAUGGCAUAAUUGGCACACACGAGAAUGUAUCUAAAGUAACUAAAAAUGUGGAGACGAGCCAGCAUGCAAGUGCAGGAAAAAACAUUUUAGUCAAUGUUCCUAUGAAACUAACAGGUCAAAAGUACGCCAGCAUACCCAGCUGACACAAGCAAGGACAUUUUUGUCAGAAAAGAACAAUGAUGGACAAAAAGAGAUGCUAGCACAAGCUAGGCUUGCACGAUGGUGGCGCAGAAAUUGCCAGCAACUGGCAAGUUUCAAAAGCAGUGCUGGUGGACUACCAAACACUACAAACCCCAACACUCUUCUUUUUCAUGUUGCCAGAUCAUCAGAAGGGAAAGAAUUUCUUCAGGAGGAGAGCAUACAGUUGAAAAAGCGUUUGGAUAAAGGAGAAAGAACGGCAGGCUUGAUGGCAGCUCUGGGUUCUGUUGAAGAAUGGCUUCAUCAUUCAGAAGAUGCUGUAAAUUAUUUUACAGAGGCUGUUAAAAUGGAACCAGAAAAUAAAGAAUGGCAGUGGCAUCUCCAAAAAGCAUUAAGACAACAGAGCAUUAAUUUCCAACAGUUACAGCUACUUCCUAUGCUGGAAACCAUAAGAACUUUCCCACAACCUACCCAGGUGGAAAGAGUAUCAUACAAAAACCUCAGCUUCUAUGACUUCUUCAUGAAGUAUGCUUUACGACGUGUACCAGUCAUCAUUACAAACAUGGUGCCGACUAUUACAACAGUGCCUUGGGAUCUUCAACACAUCAGAGAUGUUGCAGGUAACUGCGAAGUAAAGGUUAAAAGGUCAGUUCCUGGCUCAGUUGAGUGGGCUGGACUAGAAGAAUCAAGGACUGUCAAGGUAGCAGAGUUUAUUGAGAAUCUUCAUAAUCACCAGGACUACCUUUUUGAUUGGAGUUUGCCUUUGUAUUGUCCUCAGCUAGCAAAAGAACUGACAAUACCUAGAUACUUUGCUGGUGAUUUCUUACAACGCACAGCACCAGGCACUCUGUAUAAAGACAGCUGGCCAAGUCUCUUCAUUGCACCAUCUGGCAUCAAUAGUGGUUUACAUAUUGAUGCCUUUGCCUCGAACUUUUGGAUGGCCUUGUUCCAGGGAAAGAAAAAGUGGAUAUUCUUUCAAAAAGAGGAUACACCUUGCUUGUACCCUGUCUAUUCUCACAGUCUUGACCCUACAUUGGCUAGUGUUGUGAACCCUGAUAUGGUUAAUCAUCCAUUGUUGUCAUUAGUACAUCCAGUGGAAUGUAUUUUGAAUGCAGGAGAGAUUCUGUUUGUACCUGGAGGAAGCCCACAUUAUGUUGAAAAUCUUGAGACAACCUUGGCCAUCUCUGGAAAUUUUGUCGAUCUUUCCAAUUGGCGACGAGCUCUAAGCGAACUUGAGGUCAAUGGAUUAACAGACCCAAGGGCAGCAGAUUUGGCCUGGCAGUUUCGACAACCUACCUUUGUGUCUAAUAUGGACAGCUGUAUAAGUGAUCUCCCUUGGCUCUCUUUCAAGACGUGGCCUCCGCAACCCUCGGACAUUUCUAAGAUGGAUAUCUCUGAACAGAACUUUGAUUUUCUGCACCAGAAGGGUUCUUAAUGAGUUUAUCUCCCAUAAGUAAAUCAGACAUAUAGUAUAAAUAUAUACGCAAUCGAAGAAUUUGUGCUGUGCUGUGCUGUACCUUUGAAGGCUAACUCAGGAUGAGAUGUAGAAGUUAACGUUAACUACAUUAUCAUUAAAGUAAAUAAAAAUUAAAAGCAAAUGACAUAUGGAAGUUUUUUCUAAAAAAAAUAUAUGGCCGUACUUUAAUUUGUGAGUUUUCAUGAAGUUGGUAAAAUAAAACUGAACUGGUAUCCCUCUU